AUGCAAUUCUCAAUCGUCGCUUUAUUCGCUGUUGCCGCCGUCGCUGUCAAGGCUGACACUGUCACUGAGACUGAUGUCUCUACCACUUUGGCUACCAUCACUUCAUGUGGUCCAGAAGUCACCAACUGUCCAGCUGAGGAAUCAUCCUCUGUUGCUCCAGUUUCUAGCGUUGCUAACGUUUCCACUUGGGAAGGUGCUGCUGCUGGUAAGGGCCAAUACGGUGUUGCCGGUGCUGCUGCUUUAGCUGCUGGUGCUUUAUUAGCUUUGUAA
Molecule: messenger RNA, 270 nt
Organism: Priceomyces carsonii
Lineage: Eukaryota; Fungi; Ascomycota; Pichiomycetes; Serinales; Debaryomycetaceae
Exons: 1
Coding region: 1-270 (89 amino acids)
Source: RefSeq, a predicted model, not a curated record